Molecule: messenger RNA, 1420 nt
Organism: Hemibagrus wyckioides
Lineage: Eukaryota; Metazoa; Chordata; Actinopteri; Siluriformes; Bagridae
Gene: nif3l1
Product: NIF3 NGG1 interacting factor 3-like 1 (S. cerevisiae)
Exons: 7
Coding region: 75-1325 (416 amino acids)
Cellular component (GO): mitochondrion; cytoplasm
Source: RefSeq, a predicted model, not a curated record
CACCGGAAGCGUUAGCAGUGUCACUGCUGGUAAGAUGGUGUUGCGAUUCCGAUAUUUUAAAAGUGACGUCAUCCAUGUUUUCUAGGUCUGUGAACAUCUCGAGAAGUUCCUUCAGGUUGAACUGCAGCCUGUCUCAGUUGAAUCGCCUCUCGAGCACUGCCCUCCAAAGAAAACACCACUUCCUGAGAGCAACCUUUAAAACAUCCCAUCAUUCACCCUGCCAUUCAUUUUACACUCCCAGUUUUGUUCUGUCUUCUCGUUGUUUCUCUCAGUCUCCUCCUUCGAUGGAUUUAAAGACAGUCCUGGAAGUUCUAGAGCAGCUUGCUCCACUCUCAUUAGCCGAAUCUUGGGAUAAUGUUGGUCUGUUGGUGGAACCGAGCAAACAGCGUCCAGUCAAGACGAUCCUGCUCACCAAUGAUCUGACUGCUGAUGUUAUGGAUGAAGCUGAAGCGAUGACAUGUGACCUCAUCGUUUCAUACCACCCACCUCUUUUCCGUCCUUUUAAACGACUUGUUCAAAAGGACUGGAAACAGCAGUUGGCCAUCAGAGCUAUAGAAAGUGGCAUAGCUGUCUUCUCGCCUCAUACGUCAUGGGAUAGCGUGAAAGACGGCCUUAACGACUGGUUGAUAGAAGGCGUAGGUAGAGGACAAGUGUCCGUGUUAAAACAGGCUCACUGUAGCGGCUACCAAAAGCACAGACUGGAGUUUACAGCCAGAAAUGAAGAAGAGCUCAAUAAUAUCUUGAAGGACAUAAAGACAGAAAAUAAUGAAACCUUUCAGUACAACAUAUUAAGGACUGAACAAGAGGCACAGCAUGUGAUCCUGACCUGUUCCAGCUCAGAACUGACCCCUGCUGUUCAGGCUAUAUUAAACAGCGCUACAGCCAGCCAGUCUCUCAACAUCACACAGGUCCAGCAGCCUCCCUUACUAGGCUGCGGUCAAGGACGUCACGCUGUACUGGAUGAGCCGAUGUCCACGGCUUCGGCCCUCCAGAGGGUGAAGAAACACCUCGGGCUGCCUUACCUCAGACUGGCUCUGGGAAAUCAGAAAACAUUAGAUUCUGUGGUGAAGAGUGUAGCUGUGUGUGCUGGCUCAGGAGCUUCAGUUCUGCAGGGUGUGAAAGCAGACCUCUACAUCACCGGUGAAAUGUCUCAUCACGAGGUGCUGGAUGCUGUGUCUAAAGGCACGAGUGUGAUUCUGAGUGACCACAGUAACAGCGAGAGGGGUUUCCUCCCUGUGUUUAAGGAGAGGCUCGCCGCACGUCUCCCAGACUCUGUUAGCGUGAUCAUCUCCCAAAAAGACAGAGACCCGCUGCAGGUCAUGUGAUCUCCUGAUCUCCUGAUCUCACACUCUGAACUCUACUGGAGAUAUUAAACAUUGGAAAAUGAUUUCAAAGGAAUAAACAUGAUUACUGUAUACAA